Messenger RNA from Microthlaspi erraticum, 1152 nucleotides. The record is from the annotation of a GenBank genome assembly. NCBI's taxonomy places the organism in Eukaryota, Viridiplantae, Streptophyta, Magnoliopsida, Brassicales, Brassicaceae.
AUGGCCCGUUGUUGCGGUCUUCUUGCUGUUUUCGUAUGCGUUCUUAUGAUACUCUCGUGGUGCGAGGCUUUAAGUAGCAACGUUGACGAUGGAUAUGGUCAUGAAGAUGGAAGCUUCGAAUCCGAUAGCUUGCUAAAGCUCAAGAACGAUGAUGAUGUUCUUAGCUUGAUAAGCUCCGAUAAACCCACUUCGGAGUCAUCAACCGUUAGUGUUUUGAACUUUGGAGCCAAAGGAGAUGGAAAAACAGAUGAUACUCAGAUUCUAGGCACGUUAUCAGCAUCUACAAAACGAUCGGAUUACAAAGACAAAAACCAUUGGCUUGUCUUGGAGGACGUUAAUAAUCUAAUAGUCGAUGGUGGCUCGACCGGAAUUAUUGAUGGCAAUGGAAAAAUCUGGUGGCAAAACUCAUGCAAAAUCGACCGAUCUAAGGCUCUUACUUUCUACAACUUGAAGAACUUGAAUGUGAACAAUCUGAGAGUGAGAAAUGCACAGCAGAUUCAGGUUUCGAUUGAGAAAUGCGACAAUGUUAACGUCAAGAAUGCUGCGAUCACUGCUCCUGGUGAUAGUCCAAACACCGAUGGUAUUCAUAUCACUAAUACCCAAAACAUUCGAAUCUCCAAUUCAGACAUUGGAACAGGUGAUGAUUGUAUAUCCAUUGAGGAUGGAUCGCAAAAUGUUCAAAUCAAUGAUUUAACUUGCGGCCCUGGUCACGGGAUCAGCAUUGGGAGCUUAGGAGAUGACAAUUCAAAAGCUUAUGUCUCGGGAAUCAAUGUAGAUGGUGCUAAGCUCUCUCAGACUGACAAUGGAGUUAGAAUUAAGACUUACCAGGGAGGGUCAGGAACUGCCAAGAACAUUAAAUUUCAAAACAUUCGUAUGGAAAAUGUUAAGAAUCCGAUCAUCAUCGACCAGGACUACUGUGACAAGGACAAAUGCGAACAACAAGAAUCGGCAGUGCAAGUGAGCAAUGUGGUGUAUCGAAACAUAAGCGGUACGAGCGCAACGGAUGUGGCGAUACUAUUUAAUUGCAGUGAGAAAUAUCCAUGUCAAGGGAUCGUGCUUGAGAACGUGAACAUCAAAGGAGGAACAGCUUCUUGCAAAAAUGCCAAUGUUAAGGAUCAAGGCACCGUUUCUCCUCAAUGCUCUUCCAAUUAA